AUGCGUUUCUUCGCCUCUCUCCCGCUGGUCCUUCUCUCCCUGAUCAGCUCGACGCAAGCCCAAUUUGGCUUCUUCGAGCAAAUGUUCGGUGGCCAACAGCAACAGCAGCAACCCCAGAACGUCCCCAGCGACCCCUCGCAAUACCAGCAACGAUACGAAGGAUCCUACUGCGAACACUAUCUUUGCCCUGACACACUCGCCUGCGUCCACUUCCCGCACCACUGCCCCUGCCCCUGGCCCGCAAACCAAGACAAGUUUGAGCUCGCCGAGGGCAACCGGAUCUGUGUGUCACGGGGUGGUUUCUCUGCUGGUGAGGCUGCGAGAAAGGUCGAGCUCGCGCGUAAGGGCUUGUUGUAA
This is a messenger RNA of Colletotrichum truncatum, 357 nucleotides long. RefSeq lists its product as uncharacterized. The record is from RefSeq and is a predicted model, not a curated record. NCBI's taxonomy places the organism in Eukaryota, Fungi, Ascomycota, Sordariomycetes, Glomerellales, Glomerellaceae.